CCUUAAUGCAUGAAAAGAGAAAUUAAAAUGGGCCUUGAUGUGAAGGUUUAGUGCAUGUCAAAAUCGAAGUAUUGCUCUGACAGUGUGUGAUCACUUGCUUUGUAGGUAUGGAAGAGCGUAGUAGUCCCUGGGCUGCUGGAGAGCAGAACAGUCCCUCUUUUAACCAGAACUAUGGAGAAGGCUCACACUACAAUGAACACGAUGGACUAUCUUCCCCAUUCCUUGGCACAGGAGUUAGUGGAAAGAAUGAAAGGGGGCCUUACUCUUCCUUUGGGGGCCAGCCUGGGUUCCUGCCCUCAGACAUCGCCAUGCCUUCUUCAGAUGCCAUGUCUCCAUCCGGACUGAAGCCCGGCUCACAGUUUUAUCAGUCAUACCCCAGCAACCCCCGGAGACGCCCCUCAGAUGGAAGCAUGGAACCCCAACCAAAAAAGAUCAGGAAGCCACCAGGACUGCCAUCAUCAGUUUAUGCCGCCACCUCUGGUGAUGACUAUAUCCGAGAUGGUGCUGCCUACCCAGGCUCCAAACCUGGCUCUGUGUACCCAGGAUCUUUUUACAUGCAAGAGGGCCUACACUCCUCUUCGGACCCCUGGGCCCCCUCUGGAUCCAUAGGCCAAUCGGGAUACACGGCUAUGAUGGGGAAUUCGCCACACAUCAGUCAGGCAGGCACAUUCUCUGCAAUAAACCCACAAGACAGAAUGAACUAUCCCUUGCACGGAGCGGACGUGAAUGGUUUCCAUUCGGGCUCCGCAGCCUAUAGCCACACAUCCGCCAUGAAUGGAUCCGACAGCAUUUUGGCAAGCAGAGGUUCAGUCACAAGCAGCUCAGGUGAUGAGAUCGGAAAAGCUCUUGCUUCGAUCUAUCCUUCGGACCACAAUAGCAACAACUUCUCCACUCCUUCCACUCCUGUGGGCUCCCCUCAGGGCAUUGCAGCAGGUGCAGCACAGUGGCCGAGAGCUUCUGGUCAGGCUGCGCUCUCUCCUAACUAUGAGGGAGGACUACAUGCACUGCAGAACAAAAUGGAAGACCGGCUGGAGGAGGCCAUCCAUGUGCUGCGAAGUCAUGCGGUGGGUCAGUCCCCAGGAAUUCCCCGAGCCCAUGCUGACGUGCACGGCCUACUGGGUGCCGUCUCCACAUCCAGUGGAUCUAUCGGGGGUCUCCCUCAGGCCUACUCCAACCCAGGACUACCCCUGAGCAACAGACACCCUGCCAUGGCUGGAAGCCAUCAAGAUGACCGUGCCUGCCUUCCUCCCAGCAGCACCCUGUUGCAGUCCACUCAUGCUUCAGACACCCCACAGCCUGGAGGAGCACCAGAGGGUUUUAGCAGUUUGCCCGGAGGCUUGGCCCCCGCCACGCAUCCCUCAAACAAAUCUGACAUUAAGAGUGAAGACAAGGAAGACGAUGAGAACUCCUCUGUGGCCGAUAAGUCUGAGGAAGAGAAGAAGGAAAGUAAACCAUCUCGCACCAGAACAAGAAAGGAGGUGUUUACCCAUCAAGUCCUUUCAGGUCUAUCAGACCAGGGAGAAGAUCUAGACAAUGAAGACGAUGAGGAUUUGCCGCCAGAGUUAAAGGUGGAGCGGGAGAAAGAGCGGCGAGUGGCCAACAACGCACGAGAGCGACUGCGCGUGCGUGACAUCAACGAGGCCUUUAAAGAGUUGGGCCGCAUGUGCCAGCUGCACCUGAGCAACGAUAAACCCCAGACCAAACUGCUCAUCCUGCACCAGGCCGUCAACGUGAUCCUAAACCUGGAGCAACAAGUCCGUGAACGCAACCUGAACCCAAAAGCGGCAUGUCUGAAGCGACGUGAAGAGGAGAAAGUGUCCGGGGUGGUAGGAGACACUCAAAUGCAGCUGUCCGGACCGCAUCCAGGACUGGGAGGAGAUGGGCGCAUGUGAUCAUGUGAUCAGUGAAAUUUCUUGGGGCUCCUGGAAGAAGUGACCUUGAAUCUCUUCCACCGUUCUCAUCCUCUCUGUGUGCAUCUAAUGACUUCCACGAAAUCAGAGAUGCACCCUCCAAACAACCUUUUGGACACACGAAUCGACCCACCAAAACUGACACAGCAGAUUUUGUCCGUGAUCACUCUAGACCGCAAUUACCAGCAAAAAUGUGAAAAACUUUCUCAGCUCAGUUUGUAUUUUUCUGCUUCCAUAAAACAAAGGAUCAUAGGAAUAGACAUGUUCUGACCACAACUGAGGUUUUUUUUUUCACUGCAGAAAGAGAGUUUUGAACAAGAGACGAGAAAGACGUCAGUUUAAUCAUGGAUUUGUGCCUAAUUGUUACGUUUUAUAAAAGACGCAAACUGCUUACUUGUACGGAACAAAAAAAAUUUGGGAGUUGGUUGUAUAUGAGGAUUUUUUUUGUUUUUGUCAUUCCCUUCUGAAAGGUACAGUCUUACAUGCGUUGUGUAACCAAACCCCAAGAGAGGGGCGAACCUGUGGUGCUUUUGAGGACGGCAU
Messenger RNA from Carassius auratus (goldfish), 2453 nucleotides. Its product is annotated as transcription factor E2-alpha-like. Gene Ontology annotation, molecular function: protein dimerization activity; DNA-binding transcription factor activity, RNA polymerase II-specific; RNA polymerase II cis-regulatory region sequence-specific DNA binding. The coding region runs from base 108 to 1892 and encodes 594 amino acids. The record is from RefSeq and is a predicted model, not a curated record. NCBI's taxonomy places the organism in Eukaryota, Metazoa, Chordata, Actinopteri, Cypriniformes, Cyprinidae. The transcript is spliced from 18 exons. Gene Ontology annotation, biological process: regulation of transcription by RNA polymerase II. Gene Ontology annotation, cellular component: chromatin; transcription regulator complex.